UCUAGAGACAUCCUGGUAGAGGAUAAGUGCGAUGUGGAGGUGGUGUGUGAGGAGGACGCUGGUGAAGGGCACAUCAGAAUCGCCGUCAAGCGGAAUAAGCGUUUCUCCACCGCCAUCGUCGUAAGGAACUCAUCAGGGGCUCAAGACGUGCUGCUCUGCCGCUGCGAGAUGCUGUGGAAGAAACCCGUCUUCACCUUGAGCGACCGGAGCAAGGUCACGGACGGGCUUGGAAGACACCGGCUGAAGCCAGGUGAAGAGUACCACAUAACUGUCUCCGUGCGGCCCAUCCGGGGAUAUGGUCGCCACUUCGUCCCGGUCGUCCUGCAGUUCCGUCGCCAUGACGACGGCCGAACGUUCUACAUCGCGCGGUUCCUGUCCGUGGAGGUGGCGGACGAUCUCACCAAGUCCCUCGGGCCGACUAGCCCCUACAGGCCGCCGCCCAGGGCUGCUCGGGUCCGGCAGGGGACCAAGGUCGUGGAGGGGCAUCCACCAGAUAUGACCAAAGCAGACGGCCUGAAGAUGGCAGCGCUGGACACGUACCCCGUUCCCGGCAGCCUGCGCCUGCAAAUAAACAGGGGAGAUGAUCUGAGUGACGCCCUCCGUGGCCCGCUGUGCUUUUCCGACUACGCCGCCAUCUUCGGCGCACUGCUGCACAUCGAGGAGGUGCAGAUGGAGGUGGACAUCCGGAGGUACGACAUGAGGGGCGUGGUCAUGAGCAGGGAGAACAGGCUCAUGAGUCUGCAGGUGCCGGGACUGGCGGAGAACCGACCGUCAGUGCUGAAGGGAGAUCACCUGUUCGCACAGGUGCGGUUCGGGGACCGACCCGGGGAUGUCCGCUACAAGGGCUACGUGCAUCAUGUGGAGAUGCUGGAUGUGAAGAUUGGCUUCGGCCAGAAGUUGCUGGACAACUUCAUCAAAGGUAUGGCAUUCGACGUGCAGUUCACGUUUAACCGUCUGUCGCUGAGACUGCAGCACCGCUCCCUGCAGCUGGUUCGCUCCAGGCCGUCGCUAGGGGGCGUCCUGUUCCCGGACGAGGCACAUCUUCAACCGCCAGACGCAUCAAGUAACCAGGACAUGACCCUCAGGUUUUAUAACCGGAAGCUGGAAGAUAACGUAGAGCAGAGCCGGGCGGUGAGGUGCAUUGUGGGCGGAAGUUCCCGCCCCGCCCCUUACCUCGUGUUCGGGCCUCCCGGGACAGGAAAAACCGUGACUCUGGUGGAGGCGAUCAAACAGGUGUACACCGUGCACCGUGGCAGCGUGAUCCUGGCCUGCGCUCCGUCCAACAGCGCGGCGGACCUGCUGGCGCAGCGGCUCCUCACCACCACCCAGCUCAAACCCCAGCUGUUCAGGAUGAACGCUGCCUCGCGGCUCUGGAGGGACGUGCCGGAGGAUCUCAAGGACUCGAAGUGCUGUAACUACGACCCGUGCACCGGCCAGAUGUACUACCCCAGCCUGGAGGAGCUGGUGCAAAAGUACCGGAUCAUCGUCACCACAUUGGUCACGGCCGGCAGACUUGCCUCAGCAAACUUCCCUCCCGGCCACUUCACCCACAUCUUCAUCGACGAGUCCGGACACGCCGUGGAACCGGAAGCCGUCAUUCCGGUAUCCGGUCUGCUGUCUCCGGAAUUAGGAGGGCAGCUCGUGCUGGCCGGAGACCCGAAACAGCUCGGUCCCGUGCUCAGGUCUCCUGUGGCAAUCGAGCAUGGUCUUGCCAUGUCCCUGUUGGAGCGGCUGAUGACGCAGUGCCCCCUGUACCAGCGCGGUGAGGACGGCCAGUACGACUCACGGGUACUGACCAAACUGGUCCGGAACUACCGCUCCCAUCCCGCCAUUCUGGAGAAACCUAACAGCAUGUUCUACGACGGAGAACUGGAGGUUCACGCUGACCAGUUGGUGCGUGAAGCGUUCUGCCAGUGGGAGGAGCUGCCGAAGAAGAACUUCCCGGUGAUCUUCCACGGGGUGGAGGGCGUGGACGAGCGGGAGGGAAGCAGCCCGUCCUUCUUCAACGUGCAGGAGGUGGCCGCCGUGGUUGACUACGUGGAGAAGCUGCUGCAGAAGCGCGGCGGGAUCAAGGUCAAGGAGGAGCACAUCGGCAUCAUCUCGCCGUAUCGGAGACAGGUUCAGAAGAUCCGACAGGCCCUGAAGUUGAGACGUCGAGGCGAGAUCAAGGUGGGAUCUGUUGAGGAGUUCCAGGGUCAGGAGAGGCUGGUCAUCAUCGUCUCCACUGUCAGGAGCACCCGGCAAGAGUACCUCAAGAUGGACAAGGACUACAACCUGGGGUUCCUCAACAAUCCUAAGCGUUUCAACGUAGCCAUUACCAGAGCCAAGGCCCUGCUGAUCGUGGUGGGAAACCCGUACACCCUAACUCGUGAUGGCAACUGGAGAAGCUUCUUGAAGUAUUGUAAAGAGAACGGCGGUAUCCAUCCCGAAGGAUGCGACCUCCCGAGUGAGAGAGACGAAGUUGAGGAUAUUCUACAGCGACUCGACGCUCUGAACAUCGGCGUGACGCCUCCAGAGAACGAGGCAGACGAUACCCCACCAGAAGAUCAGGAGUGGCGACGGGGCGAGUAGUGACGUCACAUCCGGCGAGUCCCAGUCUGACUGUACCACUCUUCUAACAGCCCCCCACUGGUCUCUAGAGCUAGACUUAAUG
Branchiostoma floridae (Florida lancelet) is the source of this 2653-nucleotide messenger RNA. RefSeq names its product putative helicase MOV-10. The transcript is spliced from 17 exons. The coding region runs from base 169 to 2571 and encodes 800 amino acids. The record is from RefSeq and is a predicted model, not a curated record. Lineage: Eukaryota; Metazoa; Chordata; Leptocardii; Amphioxiformes; Branchiostomatidae. Gene Ontology annotation, molecular function: RNA binding; 5'-3' RNA helicase activity.